GUCACCGCCAUGCUGGUAAUUCAAAAACCCUAAUUUCUCUUAUCCCUUCAGUCAGCCGCUGAGACGCGAACAGAGAGAGAGACCCGAAGCCAGAUUUCAAGAUGAAGUUCAACAUUGCGAAUCCUACCACCGGUUGUCAGAAGAAGCUGGAGAUCGAUGACGACCAGAAGCUACGAGCAUUUUGGGACAAGAGGAUCUCACAAGAGGUUGUUGGUGAUGCUCUGGGUGAGGAAUUCAAAGGUUAUGUCUUCAAAAUCACCGGAGGUUGUGACAAACAAGGAUUUCCAAUGAAGCAAGGAGUGUUGACCCCUGGCCGGGUUCGCCUCUUGCUGCAUAGAGGAACUCCCUGUUUCCGUGGAUACGGAAGGCGCAAUGGAGAGCGCAGGAGGAAGUCUGUUCGUGGGUGCAUUGUCAGCCCAGACCUCUCUGUUCUGAACUUGGUAAUUGUAAAGAAGGGUGAUAAUGAUUUACCAGGCCUGACAGAUGUGGAAAAGCCAAGGAUGAGGGGUCCAAAAAGAGCAUCCAAAAUUCGCAAGCUGUUCAAUUUGUCUAAGGAGGAUGAUGUGAGGAAAUAUGUCAACACAUAUCGCAGAACUUUUACAACUAAAAAUGGGAAAAAGGUAAGCAAAGCUCCAAAGAUACAACGACUGGUCACUCCCCUGACCCUCCAAAGAAAGAGGGCAAGAAUUGCUGAUAAGAAGAAGAGAAUUGCGAAAGCAAAAUCAGAGGCAGCAGAGUACCAGAAACUUCUUGCCUCAAGAUUGAAGGAGCAGAGGGACCGCCGCAGUGAGAGCUUGGCUAAGAGAAGAUCAAGGCUUUCAAGUGCUACUAAACAAGCUGCCACAGCAUAAGCUGCUUUCAGACAGAUCAAGUUUAAUCUUUGUUCUAGUUUUUGGUAGUCUUAUUUCAUGAUCCUUUUGUUUUGAUAUUUUGCUAUUCAAAUACUUUAAAUUAUUCCUUUUAUGUUGUGUUCGACAGUUUAAUGGAAUUUAAGUUUUUGCCUUGUUGAAAUUAGUGACCUUUUGUAGUUGAUAUUUAUAGAUCGACAUAUGUUUUUUAUCUA
Molecule: messenger RNA, 1063 nt
Organism: Cajanus cajan (pigeon pea)
Lineage: Eukaryota; Viridiplantae; Streptophyta; Magnoliopsida; Fabales; Fabaceae
Product: small ribosomal subunit protein eS6
Biological process (GO): translation
Cellular component (GO): ribosome
Molecular function (GO): structural constituent of ribosome
Source: RefSeq, a predicted model, not a curated record